Molecule: messenger RNA, 237 nt
Organism: Carcharodon carcharias (great white shark)
Lineage: Eukaryota; Metazoa; Chordata; Chondrichthyes; Lamniformes; Lamnidae
Gene: nupr1b
Product: nuclear protein 1b
Exons: 2
Biological process (GO): negative regulation of cell population proliferation; negative regulation of cell cycle; regulation of transcription by RNA polymerase II
Cellular component (GO): nucleus
Source: RefSeq, a predicted model, not a curated record
UUCCUGAACUAAAGGAAAUAUGAGCCAAGCCUGGAGUCAUUUGAAGAAGCUCAUUAUGAUGAGUACGAGUAUUACAAUCUGGCGGAUUACCCGGCUCACAAAGGAGGGAAGGGAAGGAGCAAGAAGGAGAGGGGUCGGAAUACAAACCGCCGCUGUCCGGCUGGGCAUGAGAGGAAGAUCACGGAGAAACUCUACAACAGCCAGCUGAAAAGGAAGAGAGCUCGGAGCAGGUCCUAG